Zonotrichia leucophrys gambelii is the source of this 2706-nucleotide messenger RNA. It is a transcript of the gene BMP6, whose product is annotated as bone morphogenetic protein 6. The record is from RefSeq and is a predicted model, not a curated record. Gene Ontology annotation, molecular function: cytokine activity; growth factor activity. The transcript has 7 exons. Gene Ontology annotation, cellular component: extracellular region. NCBI's taxonomy places the organism in Eukaryota, Metazoa, Chordata, Aves, Passeriformes, Passerellidae. Bases 1 to 1302 code for a protein of 433 amino acids. Gene Ontology annotation, biological process: BMP signaling pathway.
AUGCCGCGCCGGCUGGCCUGGCUGUGCUGCUGCUGGGCGCUGCUGAGCGGCGCCUGCCGCCCCGCCGAGCCCGCGCUGCCCGCCGAGGGCGGGGAGCCGCCCGCCGCCGCCGGCUCGGGCUUCCUCUACCGGCGGCUGAAGUCGCACGAGAAGCGGGAGAUGCAGCGGGAGAUCCUCUCGGUGCUGGGGCUGCCGCACCGGCCCCGGCCGCUGCCGCGGGAGCCGCCGGCCCCGCCGCCGGGACGGCUGAGAGCGGCACCGCGCUUCAUGCUGGACCUCUACCACUCCCUGGCCGAGGGCGCGGAGGGCAGCGCGGGCGCGGACAGCGGGGGCCGCCCGCCGACCCCUGCCCCGCCGCUGCCCAGCCCGCAGGACAGCGCCUUCCUCAACGACGCCGAUAUGGUCAUGAGCUUCGUCAACCUGGUUGAGUAUGACAAGGAGUUCACGCCUCACCAGCGGCACCACAAGGAAUUCAAAUUUAAUUUGUCUCAGAUUCCUGAGGGCGAGGCUGUCACAGCUGCUGAGUUUCGGAUCUACAAGGACUGCGUUUUGGGAAGCUUUAAAAACCAAACCUUCCUUAUCAGCAUCUACCAGGUGCUGCAGGAACAUCAGAACAGGGCCUCUGACCUGUUUCUGCUGGACACACGGGCUGUGUGGGCCUCGGAGGAGGGCUGGCUGGAGUUUGACGUCACUGCCACCAGCAACAUGUGGGUGAUGAACCCCCAGCACAACAUGGGGCUGCAGCUGAGCGUGGUGACGCGCGAUGGUUUCAGUGUAAACCCUAGGGAAGCAGGGCUGGUAGGGCGAGACGGCCCUUAUGACAAGCAACCUUUCAUGGUGGCCUUCUUCAAAGUGAGCGAGGUUCAUCUGCGCACCACGAGGUCAGCCACCAGCCGGCGCAGGCAGCAGAGCCGGAACCGCUCCACCCAGACUCAGGACGUUUCCAGGGUGUCCAGUGUCACAGAUUACAACAGCAGUGACUUAAAAACAGCGUGCAGAAAGCAUGAGCUUUACGUUAGCUUCCAAGACUUGGGAUGGCAGGACUGGAUAAUCGCUCCAAAAGGCUACGCAGCCAACUACUGUGAUGGGGAGUGCUCAUUCCCACUCAACGCCCAUAUGAACGCAACCAAUCAUGCCAUUGUACAAACUCUGGUUCAUCUAAUGAAUCCUGAUUACGUUCCCAAACCAUGCUGUGCACCUACCAAACUAAAUGCCAUAUCUGUCCUUUACUUCGAUGAUAAUUCUAAUGUAAUCUUGAAGAAAUACAGGAAUAUGGUAGUAAGAGCUUGUGGAUGUCACUGACAAAGUCUUCACAUGGACUCUGUGAUGCUGCCAUGAACUUGGAUACACCCCUCCCUGUUUUCAUGACCUUGGGGGAAAAAAGCCCACGUGAUGAACCAUCCUUCAGAACACCAUGUAUGUGCCUUGUGGGAGGAAGGGGUGUGGGGACCACCCCCAGGGUGCUGAACUCCUUACAGACUGACCCUACACCACGGUGGCUGCCCAGCUCAGCAGCAGCAGCAGCAAAAUGCCCACACACUUUAUUUGGCUGGGAUGGGAUGGUCUUAAUCUCACAGAGAAGCUUGACCUGUAGCAGGUGCUUGGAUAUGUGCUGCAGUUUUACCAGUUGAGCACUCAACACCAAAAACAAGUGAGGUCUUUCUUUGGGGGCAGGGAGGGAAGAUGAGGGGGAGAGGCAGAGAAGCUAAAGAAAGGUGGUGUUAGUACUUCAGACGUAGAGUGUACGUCUCAUGCAAGAUCCUUUUGGCCAGAAGGACCAGUUACUGCACCUAGACUGUUAGUCUUCUCCUGACAUCUGUCGUGACAGUAAGCAUCUAAAAUUGUGCCAAAGCAGAUGUUUCAGUUCUCUUAUGCUCCCAGCACCGUUUAACUCUGAUCUUGCAAGUGUAAGAUGGCAUGGCUGCACCCUGUGUUAGAAACACUACCAUGAACUCAGACCCUGGCUGGUCUUCCCAAUUCACCAUCUGACUGAGCAAUACAAAUUUAUACACUUGCUCUUAUGCAGCUUCCUUCCACUCCCCACGUGGAGCUGCCUCAUCUACCACCACUUGCCCAGGAAGGAAGGAAGUCAGGACACUUCUUCGCUGUAAUUCAGACGUAAAAGCUUAGGGGCCAUUCAGCCUCUAGCUGGACAGUUUGUUUACAGGAAGACAGAAUGUCAACAAAAUUUGCAAUCUUUCCUUUUCAACUCAUGCAACUAACAAACUGGUAUAAAGGAAAUGCAGCGUAGAGCCAUGGUUUGUCUAGCAGAAGCUAAUAGCAAAUUGUUUUGAUCAAUAUUAAACUUGUAUUAAAUGCACUUACCUCUACUUGCAUUUAAAAGGCUUCUUGUAAAUACAAGCUAUAAUUUAUUGCACUUGUCACUGUAUAUUCAUUGUGCUGUAUCAUUUAUAGAAAGACUGCUUUUUUAAAAAGUUUUUAUUUAGAAAAAUCUCAGUGUAAACAAUUGUACCACUUUGAUUUUAUACAAGAAACUCAUGAGAUUGUGCUUCACUAGAAAGUUGUUAAAAACAUAAUAAAGGCUUCCUGAAAGGCAGAAGUACACAUGUUGAUCCAAUACAUCUGCCAGUACAACACUUAGCUUUCACUGUGGCUUUUUCAUCUUCACACAUUUUCAGACUGAACAGAAUCAAAAGUUUUGGACAGACAGUGAAGUGAAGAACCAGGAGAAAUUCACUGGUUUAA